UAACACGGGCACGGCGCUGACCUCGCUCUGCUUCCACGUCUCCCGGCCCUGGAUGGCGGGUGGAGCGCGCGGACCAUGCUGGGCAGGACGCUCCGCGAAGUUUCUGCAGGGCUGAAGCAAGGCCACAUUACUCCAACUGAGCUCUGUCAAAAAUGCCUCUCUCUGAUCAAGAAGACCAAGUUCCUAAAUGCUUACAUAACUGUGACAGAAGAGGUGGCCCUCAAGCAAGCUGAAGAAUCUGACAAGAGAUAUGCGAAAGGUCAGUCACUUGGGGAUUUAGACGGGAUUCCCGUUGCUGUAAAAGACAACUUCAGCACAUCUGGUAUUGAGACAACAUGUGCAUCAAACAUGCUAAGAGGUUAUGUGCCACCCUAUAACGCGACUGUCGUUCAGAAGUUGUUGGAUCAGGGAGCUCUGCUGAUGGGAAAAACAAAUUUAGAUGAGUUUGCUAUGGGAUCGGGAAGUACAGAUGGUGUAUUUGGACCAGUUAAAAACCCUUGGAGUUAUUCAAAGCAAUAUAGAGAAAAGAGGAAGCAGAAACCACAGGGUGAAAAUGAAGAUUCUGAUUGGCUAAUAACUGGAGGAAGCUCAGGCGGUAGUGCGGCUGCCGUAUCGGCAUUCACGUGCUUUGCGGCUUUAGGCUCCGAUACAGGAGGAUCAACCCGGAACCCGGCUGCCCACUGUGGGCUGAUCGGUUUAAAGCCAAGCUAUGGAUUGGUCUCCCGACAUGGGCUCAUCCCUCUGGUGAACUCAAUGGAUGUGCCAGGGAUCCUAACCAGAAGUGUGGACGAUGCAGCGAUUGUGUUGGCUGCCCUGGCUGGGCAUGAUCCCAAAGAUUCUACUACAAUACAAGACCCUGUGAAACCAUGGAUGCUACCGAGCUUGAACGAUGUGAGCAAACUAUGUAUAGGAAUUCCAAAGGAGUAUCUUGUGCCAGAAUUAUCAGGGGAAGUGCAAUCUCUUUGGACCAAAGCUGCUGACCUCUUUGAAUCUGAGGGGGCUAAAGUCAUUGAAGUAUCCCUGCCUCACACCAACUAUUCAAUUGUUUGCUACCAUGUUUUGUGCACAGCAGAAGUGGCAUCGAAUAUGGCAAGAUUUGAUGGACUAGAAUAUGGUCACCGAGGUGACAUGGAUCUGUCUACUGAAGCUCUGUAUGCCACCACCAGGCGAGAAGGGUUCAAUGAUGUGGUGAGGGGGAGGAUUCUCUCAGGAACCUUUUUCUUACUGAAAGAAAACUAUGAAAAUUACUUCCUCAAAGCACAGAAAGUGAGACGACUCAUUGUGAACGAUUUUGCGAAUGUGUUUAAUUCUGGAGUUGAUGUCUUGCUAACUCCCACGACUCUGUGUGAGGCAAUGCCAUCCUUGGAGUUCAUCAAAGAAGACAACAGAACCCGAAGUGCUCAAGACGAUGUUUUCACACAAGCAGCGAAUAUGGCAGGAUUGCCAGCCAUCAGCGUGCCUGUGGGCCUCUCAAGCAAAGGGUUGCCCAUUGGACUGCAACUUAUUGGACGUGCAUUUUGUGACCAGCAGCUUCUUACAAUUGCCAAGUGGUUUGAAAAACAAGUCCAGUUUCCUAUUAUUCAAUUUCAAGAACCCAUGGGUGACUGUUCAGAAAUCUUGGGAAAUGAAAAGUUAGCUUCUGUUUCUCUAAAGCAGUAAUAAUAAAAACACCGUGCAUAUUGAAGCAGCAGAGAUUUUAUACUCGGGAUCUUAUACUUAUGAUCUUAGAAACUCUUGUAAUUGUGCCCAUUGUCAACUUAGUCAUUUCUUGCUGUCACUUUGUUAAAUUCCUCUUAUACAAAUGAAAAUUAUAAAUAAACUGUCCACACUUA
Molecule: messenger RNA, 1832 nt
Organism: Echinops telfairi (small Madagascar hedgehog)
Lineage: Eukaryota; Metazoa; Chordata; Mammalia; Afrosoricida; Tenrecidae
Gene: QRSL1
Product: glutaminyl-tRNA amidotransferase subunit QRSL1
Exons: 11
Coding region: 76-1659 (527 amino acids)
Biological process (GO): mitochondrial translation; glutaminyl-tRNAGln biosynthesis via transamidation
Cellular component (GO): glutamyl-tRNA(Gln) amidotransferase complex; mitochondrion
Molecular function (GO): glutaminyl-tRNA synthase (glutamine-hydrolyzing) activity
Source: RefSeq, a predicted model, not a curated record